AUGUUGGGCCCCCCAUCUUCGGCCUCGGAGCUCAUUGGCGCUCGUGGGGGCUUUUGGACCAAAGCCCUGAGGGUUUUGCGGGAUGCCCUUGGGCAAAUCGGGAAUUCUUUUCUAAACACCCCGGUGUACUUUUGGAUCUACAUCGGCGUUUUGCUCUACGUCACGCAGAAGCUCACGUUUAGGCAGGGGCUGCUUCGCAAGCGCUGCCAGAUCGGCCGGCGCUCCGUCCACAUCACCGCCGCGGAGGAGGAGAUCGCGCGCGAUGUGAUCGACCUCGACAAAAUCGAUGAAACCUUUCGGGACGUCGGGGGCCUGGAGGAGGUCAAACAAAUGUUGACCGAACACGUCAUUUGGCCUUUUAAACGCCCUGAGUUGUUUAGUGGGCGGACGGUCCGCUCGCACCCUAAAGGUGUGUUGUUGUAUGGGCCCCCCGGGACCGGCAAAACCCUCCUCGCGCGCGCGCUUUCCAAAGAACUCGGGUGCUCGUUUAUUAACGUGAAGGUGGAGUCGAUUUUCUCAAAAUGGGUCGGGGAUACGGAGCGAAACGCCUCGGCGGUCUUCACACUGGCGGAAAAGAUCGCCCCGUGCGUGAUCUUCGUCGACGAGAUCGACGCCCUGCUCGGGGCUCGCAAUCUUCAAGACUCCACACCGCACACCCACGCCAAAACAAUUUUUAUGACCUCCUGGGAUGGAUUGGAGAAGAGCUCGAAUUCGACCUCGCGGAUUAUCGUCAUCGGGGCGACCAAUCGCUCGUUGAUUAUCGAUGGUGCGAUUCGACGGCGAAUGCCCUUGCAGAUCGAAGUGCCCCCGCCGAAUUUAAGCGCGCGGGAAAAGAUUCUUCGGAUCGUCCUAAAGCACGAUUUAGAGACUAAUCCGCACAAAGAUGGGAUUAUCCAGUACGUGGCGAUAAAAACAACGGGGUAUACAGGGUCAGAUUUGACGGAAUUAUGCAAGGCCGCCGCCUUAUUACCUUUACGUGAGAUGAGUUCGAAUGGCGAUUAUAAUAAUAUAGAGGGAGAAUUACCUGAACUUACACAGAAGCACUUCGACGAGGCCAUGCGGCGUAUUAAACCUACAACAUAA
Messenger RNA from Phytomonas sp. Hart1, 1083 nucleotides. The record is from the annotation of a GenBank genome assembly. Lineage: Eukaryota; Euglenozoa; Kinetoplastea; Trypanosomatida; Trypanosomatidae.